AUAGGCCGCACAGGACCGUACACGCACACGAUCCAACCAUCUUCAGCGCCGGAUCUCGCAGCUCCAACGCACCCCAUUCGGAGCCAUGAUACGAGAGGUGUGGGCGCCCAACCUCGACAUCGAGAUGCGGAGCAUCCGCGAGCUCAUCGAGAAGUAUCCGUAUGUCGCGAUGGACACCGAGUUUCCGGGCGUCGUAGCCCGGCCAAUAGGGGCGUUCAAGACCUCCUCCGACUACCACUACCAGACCAUGCGGUGUAACGUCGACCUGCUGAAGAUCAUCCAGGUCGGCCUCACCAUCGCGGACGAGGACGGGAACUACCCACAAGACGUGUCCACGUGGCAGUUCAACUUCCACUUCAGCAUCAAUGACGACAUGUACGCGCCGGAGUCCAUUGAGCUGCUGCAGAAGUCGGGGAUCGACUUUCAGCGGCACGAGGAGAUGGGAAUACUGCCGAACGAUUUUGCAGAGCUGAUGAUCACGUCGGGGCUCGUGUUGACGGACGAGACGAAGUGGAUAUCGUUCCACAGUGGUUAUGACUUCGGGUACUUCAUCAAGCUCCUCACGGCGCUCUCUCUGCCCACGACAGAAGACACGUUUUUCGAGGUCCUGCAUACAUGGUUCCCAACGAGUUAUGAUAUCAAGACCAUGAUGCGCGCGUCGAAAACCUUGAAGGGAGGGCUGCAGGAUGUCGCGGACGAUCUAGGCAAAAUCUCGAACACGCAGAUCAUGCGGAUAGGCCCAUCGCACCAAGCCGGCUCGGACUCGCUCCUCACCGCGUCCACGUUCUUCAAGAUGCGCGAGCUGUACUUCCACGACCGGAUAGACCACGACGAGUACAACGGGAAGCUCUACGGGCUCGGCGAGACGUUCACGCUCUCGAACGGAAUCCCAGAUCCUGGGAGAGGGGGCGCUACGAUCGCGGAACGGGACGACCGGGGUCCCUCGCGGGAUGCGCAGAACCAGGGGGGUGCGGGGCAUGGGCAGGGCCAAGGCGUCGGCAUGGUCAUGUCCCUGCCGACCCCUGCUCUGGGCGGCGCGAUGCCGACGCCGUUGCCGCCGAACGCGAGCUACGGCCCCAUGGGCGCGAACGGCUCGUUUAUACGGACGGCGAUCGGCGUGGGGGGAGGGGGCAGAUAGGCCCCCCGUCGUCCGUCGUCCGUCGUCUGUUUUUGCUUCUGUAAGGGACUUUUCUACUCUUCUGCUGUUCUCAGUAUGGGUGGGGGUGGGGCCGCUGUUCUCUCUGUGAUUCUGUAUCUAUUCGAUUGUAUCAAGUGUUACUGUCCUGUUUUUUAUUC
Messenger RNA from Heterobasidion irregulare TC 32-1, 1296 nucleotides. Its product is annotated as Caf1 family RNase. The record is from RefSeq and is a predicted model, not a curated record. Gene Ontology annotation, molecular function: poly(A)-specific ribonuclease activity; nucleic acid binding. Gene Ontology annotation, cellular component: CCR4-NOT core complex; CCR4-NOT complex; P-body. Bases 86 to 1138 code for a protein of 350 amino acids. Lineage: Eukaryota; Fungi; Basidiomycota; Agaricomycetes; Russulales; Bondarzewiaceae. The transcript is spliced from 5 exons.